AUGACGACCGUCCUACAGGCUCCCCUAUCUGGAGCCUCUCAUUUUUCUUCGAGUCCUUUGCAUUCAUCCUCAUAUCCUGACCUUGCCUCUUUAAAAAAUUCCUUAUCCUUCGGCCAAAAUCAUAACCAACAGUCUUCCUUACCCCAUCGCCACUAUGCCAGGACCUUUCCAGAUUCCGCGCCCUCUACCGCACCGUCCUCACCACAAUUGACCUACUCCUCCAGGCGGGAUUCCUACGCUUCCACUCCCGACAGUAGUCUAUCCUUGGAUCAGAGAGACAAUAUUGACGAGGAUGACGAUAUGGCGUUUCCUGCCUUUGAACCUCCUGCGCUCCCUCCCAAGCCAAUUCGACCAACCCCACCCUCCAUUGAACCAGAGGAUAAUACGACUCAAAUUCCCAGUCCCGCCGUUGAGGAUUUGUUACUGUCCAGGAAGACUACGCAGGAUGAUCAUGCCAUAGAACCGGAACCCACCAGACAUGUGGACUAUCUCUCACAUGAGUGGAUCGAAGAAGAUAUCUGGUUGUCGUGGAGCUAUGUCGUCCACAGACGGGGAGGUCUAACCAACGGUACUCGGCUUGAAAAUGCGUCAUGGAGGUCUUGGAUGAAGGCCAAAAACCGCCUGAAAACUGUGUCACCCGAAACUCUCAAUUGGCUCAAGGACUGUGAUGUGACUUGGUUAUAUGGCCCCCUGCAGACAAGCAGAAGUACAGCCCAGUCGACAGGGAAUACGUCUCCAGUGAACGGCCGAUUGUCUCACUCGUCAUCUUUCAUUUCCAAGAAGCCAAUUCUGAAAAAGAAGUCGGCGUCUGCUGCUAUUCUAGAGAGAUCCAGGUCCCAACAUUCUCUAUUGCAAAGGGCGGGUGAUAUAAUAAGAGUGCAGCAAUCGAGCCCCGGCCACGGCCGUCCAAUCCUCCGGAGAGGCAACUCUGAACUUGUGUUACCUCGAUAUUCCACCACGUCGGUGGCCAACACUCCGGCUGAGCAUGAUCUAUUUGGGUAUAGAGCACCCCACUCGUCAUUUACGUUUGUGGAUAUUCCCACUCCCUCUGAAUGCAAGCACGUCCUCUUCGAUGAAGAAGUCAGACAGGUGCAAGCCAUCGAUUCCGAAGAGGAUGACAAGCCAGACGAGGAGGAGGAAACGGCCAUCUUCGAGGAUGACGAAGAUGAUGACGGGGGCUUGAUGAUGGCCCCAUCCUUACGAUCUGGUCGUUGUAGCACACCUCGUGGCAGCUUCAGCAAUGAGUCAAAGACCAUCGUGCCGUUGCCAUCCACCACACUCAAGUAUAGGACGGAUACCCCUGAACCCCCCGAGAUCUCCAACGGACAGAUUGGCUUGUGGCCCAAUGGACGAAAGCUUUCUCCUUCACCAUCUCAGGAGACUUUGAGACCUCCAAGACCGAGUCAGAAUUUCCUUAUUGAUGACGACCCGGAAGUCGUUGACGAGCCGUGGCAUCCCCAAUCGACAUUAGGUGGGGACCGUUCCCCUUACGAGGAGGAGGAGGAGGAAGAAGACGACGACUCCUCCUCCUCCUCUCAUCCCCACCUGAGAAGAACCGAAUCUGGUAUGUUUAUGCCGUAUGAUGAGAACGAAGAAGAAGCUGCCAUGAAUAGUACUCUUUUUGGACAAGCGAUGUACACAGUCAACACGUUCCGAGAUAUUGCCCACGUGAUAUGGAAUGUGGGUUGGAGCCGAAAAUGA
Molecule: messenger RNA, 1701 nt
Organism: Rhinocladiella mackenziei CBS 650.93
Lineage: Eukaryota; Fungi; Ascomycota; Eurotiomycetes; Chaetothyriales; Herpotrichiellaceae
Exons: 1
Coding region: 1-1701 (566 amino acids)
Biological process (GO): protein catabolic process in the vacuole; cellular response to glucose starvation
Source: RefSeq, a predicted model, not a curated record